Klebsormidium nitens is the source of this 1002-nucleotide messenger RNA. The record is from the annotation of a GenBank genome assembly. Lineage: Eukaryota; Viridiplantae; Streptophyta; Klebsormidiophyceae; Klebsormidiales; Klebsormidiaceae.
AUGGCGGUCCUUAUAACCGGUGGUGCGGGUUUCCUAGGUCAGCGUGUGGCCAGGGCUCUAUUGAAGGAAUGGGAGAAUGCUGGGCCUGAUCCAGAGCAACCAGUCAAGCUUCUGCUGGUGGACAUCAAAGAGCCUUCAGAGCGCAUCCCAGGAGCUCAUUAUGUCGUGGGUAACAUCAGCGACGCUUCGUUUCUCGAGACAGUAUUGACGGAGGAGGUGGCUAGCAUCUUUCAUUUUGCUGCCAUCCUGAGUGCGCACACCGAGAGCGAGUACGACCUGGGAAUGAAGGUGAACUUCGACGCCACCAGAGCAAUCAUCGAACGGGCGCGCGCCCUGGAGACGCGGCCGAAGCUCAUCUUCACUAGCUCGGUUGCAGUCUUCGGCAUACCCCCUCAGGAAACAAUUGACACGAACGCACUCCGAGAACGCCAGCUGUCCUUUACGGAGAAGACGGCCGUCACGCCCCAGUCGUCGUACGGAGCUCAAAAGGCCAUGGCUGAGCUGCUCGUUGCGGACGCCACGCGGCGGGGCUUCGUCGACGGUCGCGCCGUCCGCUUACCAACGGUGGUCGUUCGGCCCGGCAAGCCGGCCCGAGCCGCUUCUUCUUUUGCCUCGGGUGUCAUACGCGAGCCCCUGCAAGGCCAGCCGUCGGUCUGCCCGGUAGAUCCCGACACUCCUGUCUGGAUCCAGUCCCCCCGGAAAGUGGUUGAAAACCUGAUACGCGCGCACAACCUUCCGCGGUCUACGGGACCCGUCGUGGUAACCCUGCCGGGUUUGUCGGUCACUGUUCGCGAGAUGAUCAACGCCGUGGUUUGGGCGAAGGGCCGAAGCGAUUUGGUCCGAUUCGAGAGGCAGCCAGAAGUCGAGCGCAUCUUCUGCUCCUGGCCGGGUCGAAUAGACACCCCGGCGGCAAGCAGUCUGGGGUUUGAAGCCGACGAGAGCAUUGAGGAAGUGAUCCGGGCUUUCAUCGAGGUUGACCUCGAGAUGCCGACCAAUCCGUGA